This is a messenger RNA of Aedes aegypti (yellow fever mosquito), 5911 nucleotides long. Its product is annotated as phosphatase and actin regulator 4. Lineage: Eukaryota; Metazoa; Arthropoda; Insecta; Diptera; Culicidae. The record is from RefSeq and is a predicted model, not a curated record. The coding region runs from base 2257 to 5121 and encodes 954 amino acids. The transcript is spliced from 14 exons. Gene Ontology annotation, molecular function: actin binding. Gene Ontology annotation, biological process: actin cytoskeleton organization.
AGACAGACAAUCCGUCAGUCGUUAGCCGUCGCUCGUACGUCGUACAACGCCCGCAAGGGACAGUCGUUGAGGAACGCUUCGGUUUGGUAGACCGUAUUCGCCGUAUAGGACUUGUGUAGUAGCCGUGUGGUGUAGUGUCCCCUCCUCCCGCCCUUUGGCGUACUGUGUGUAGUGCAGGUGGCACAAGGGGAACUUGGGAAGGGGUUUCGGAGGACUACUGGAGUAGUACCAUUCUGUGUAUAUACGGUGCGUUUCGGUAUCUCGAUCGGGUUCAGCCACCAACAAUGGAAGCUGCUGCUACUUCUGCUUCGCUGGAAUUGGGAGAAGAGCUGGUGGCAUGAACAGCCUUGUGGAGUCUGCGAGUGCAGAAAGUCUCGGUGCAGUGUAUGUAUGAAGAGGGGGCCGUGGGUUGCUCCCAAGAGCAAGAGAGUGGAGCGGAGAGUGUAUGAGGCCAACGCAGGAAAAAAUGCUCUGCAGAGUCUUUCUUUAUCCCCGACUGCAAUUUCCAUAUUUUCUUUAAUUAUCACAAGAGUUUUGCGGAAUGCCCGCGGGAUUUGCGAAUUGGUGAAAAGAGGGCUUGGCGUGAAAACGAUAUCGGGAUUGAUGGUAGCAAAUGGUGAAUAGAAGUUUGUAUACAACAUCGCCGUCGUCAGCAGAAGAAGAAAUCACGGAGAUGAUGGGAUAGAGUGAAAGAGUGAGCAAUCGAAGGAGUGGUGGCAAAAGUGAAGUUUUCGGGGGCAGACAUUCUGAUGGGAGUCUGGAGUAUUGCGUGGAAAUAAAUUGAGGAGAGAAGAUAACGUUUAGUGAAGUAUACUAAAACCCAAGGGAGUGGGAUUUGUAGAGGAAGAGUUGAUGAUAGCAAAGGGUAGAAGUGCAGCGAGACGAAGAUUCAUCUCAAAGUCUAUAAGGAAGAUUGUGUAGUGCAGCGGAAUGAAGCGAAGAUAAUCGAGAUGUAAUAAAUUUGCAACACAGAAGAAAACAAGGGUUUUUAGAAUGAAGUGAAUCGUUUUUGUACGAGUGCUGAUCCAAUAAAAAAAAGCUUUUAUUCAUCCAACUGAAGAGUUCAGAUGAAGUGAAGGUGUUUCAUUCACCAUCUAAUCGGUGGUGGAAGCAGAAUAGCAGCACUACUGAUCGACAGCAGCUGAAUUAUUAUUGGAGUUGAGUUGACGACGAAGAAGGUGUAUAUCGAAACGAGUAGUGGUGUAGUGAAGCUCGCGAUUAUAAUCAUAUUACGCACACAUUCACCAGAAGCGGAGUUGUUGAAGCAACCGAGAAAGACACAACACUGCAGCAUUCGCCGCUGGAAUCGCACAAGCAUAAACUCGACCUCACAAAUCGAUCAGCAACGCCAGCACCCAAGUGGUGCGAAACGAGUCCAAGUGAACCGUUAAGCAGCUCCAAGGCUUGACAACUAACCCUGAGGUUCAGAAGCCCAAAACUAACUGGAUACGACGAGCUGCCUCCCAAAGUGGUAUUUGUGAAGAGCUUCCGACGCUGAGAUAGUUUUUUUCUCUUCAGGAUGUAUCCUAUUCCAUUGGGCUAAUUAGUUUGGGAAAAGUUUCCUCCGGAAAGCUUCGCCACCUCCAUCCACUCGAUUGCUUCCAUCAUCGCCCAUCAUGAUUCGAUAUUGAAUUUUCCAUCGAUAUGUAUUAGCCGUAAAUUGCCACUGAAGAGUGAGUGUUUUGUUGAGUACCAAUAUGGGCAAGAAAAUAAGAAGAGUGUAAAAACCCGCAUCGACGGCAGCAGCUGAGUGGCACAUGAAAGGCAAAUAAAAGUGGAAGUGAAUGAAGAGAUAGAAGAUAGGUGAAUAAAAAAGUGAAUAAAUUUACAUAAAUGCAAUUAAGGUGCAGUGAUGUGUGCUUAUUCGUUGGCUGGUUGAUAAAUGUCUAGUUGAAUUGAGCGGACAACAAGCAGCUGCAGCAGCAGCCGGAAAAGCUUCCACGCCCACCGCCCACCAGAAUUAUUCCGUAGUCUACGUUGUCGUCGAUGUGCUCUUCCGUUGCUGUCGUCGCAUCAUCUGCAGCUAUUACCAUUUUUCCGAUAUGUGUCUAGCUAUAGAUGUACAACUAGUUAAGGCCACACACCCACAUGUAUGAAGCUUAUUGGACCCAUUUUGAGUCAUCGUCAUCGGAGUGCCUCCGGAAGGAACGGAAGGCAAGACUCUUGCAGAAGAGUUGAACUGUAGACAACCAAUAACGCAGUAUACAUCGUAAUAACACCGUAAUAUAGUGUAAGCGUAGGAGAAGAAGAAGAAAAAUGUCCCUCAAUGGGAGAGAUCUGAUGAAGCAGCAUCAGGCCCCACCGCCGGAAUACAACCACCAGAGUGUGUUAACGAUGCAGAAAUCGGUGACAAUCACGGUGACGCCACAGCGGAGCAGCUCGAUGGAUUUGCUCAACUUUGAGGAGAAGCGGCAGCUGAUUGCAUCGUCCCUGUCGCUGUCGGACAUCCUGCACGUCAGUCCGGCGGCAGCCCACGUGGCCAAGGAGGUGGCCGCCAGCACUGUGAUUGCUACCAAGAAACAGAACGGUGCCACCAUGCGCUCCAAUAGUCUGAAUUCCGGCUCCCGGACGCCACCCCUGGAGCGGAAGAGCAAGUUCAGCGCCUUCGGGCGCUUCUUCAAGCCGUGGAAAUGGCGAAGAAAAAAGAAAAGCGAAAAGUUCGAGUCCACCUCCAAGUCUUUAGAACGUAAAAUAUCAGUACGUGCCAAUCGCGAAGAACUUGUACAAAAAGGCAUUCUGCUGCCCGAGAGUCCCACGUCGGCGCUGUCCAUAGCUGCCAUUUGUAUCAGUCCCACGGAAUCGCUAACGUGGUCAACAUCAUCCCAUAGACAACUACAAACCUUCCAUCAGCCGAACCAUUAUCGAAACCAAAACGAGGAACAAUAUACCAUCUACAACUCAGUGAACGGAACCAACAAUUCAUCCGUCCUGCCAAGUCUAGCCAACUCGUCGGCAUCAUCGUCAGCAGUAGUACCAAAUACUAGUAGCAUAACCAACAAUGUGCCUUUAUCACAAUCGGCUCAGCAGAUAAGUAGUAGCAACAACAUCAUCAAUAGCAGCAACAUUAGCAGCAGUAGUAGUAGUGGUCCGUUGAGCUUGUCGUCGAUCCUGUCGUCCGGAUCGCUCGGUGGUCCUCAUCAGCAGCAACAGCAAUCCAGUGGGGGCCCCGGAAGUGGUGGCAAUGCGGUGAUCGGUGCCAAUAUGAUAAGCGGUGGGACGGCUGGGCAAGCCCUGGCCAGUAUACUGACCGGAAAUGCCCCCACCAGUAUAGGUGGUUCCGGAUCCGGAAUGAUGUCUGGUUUGUCGCAUUCGCAGUCGGCUCACCAGAUAGGAGUGUCCGGCGGCGGCAUGUCGCAACACCAGGCCCUCCAGCAGCAACUGCAGCAGCACUUUGCCAACGUGGCCAACAGCGGUAGCAGUAGUAUAGAGCCAAGAAAAGAAAAGACUGACGUCCAGAGUAGUGCGAACGGGUCCUGCGUGGAGCACCCGAGUGGCGGUCCGGCGACCAUCGAUGGUAGCCUCCAGCAGGCACCGCUUCCGCCCCUGGUACAGCCAAAACCAGAACGACCCAACACCCUGGGACCGGCCAAGCUGACCCGCCGGGUCCUCUGCUACCACACCGAUGGUUUUCAAGAUAAUCAACGGAAAACACCACCACCAGCGACCGUCGAAAACCAAUCCAAUCAGCACCAUCCGACGCUGCAGCAGCAACAACAGUCUGCCCUGGCCGCAGCUGCUGCAGCCGCUGCCCAGCACCACCAACAGCAGCAGCAAUCGCAGCUACCGUCUCAGGCGGCUCUUUCGGCCGCAGCAGCCGCCGUCGCCCAACAGCACCAGCAGGCACUCCAACAGCAGCAACAUGGCGGUGCCGGAAUGCAUCAGCACCACCAUCACCACCCGAAUCACAUCAUGCUGUCGGAGCUGCCGGAACCGCCGAUACCGGUGUCCGAGAUUGGACCGAUCCCGCCGCCGCCAAUGUUUUCAACACCAAGUCCCACCCUGAUCGGGGGAAGGCCACAUCAGCAGCAGCAGCAGCAACAACAGCAGCAGCAAAUGCUACAACAUCAGCAACAGCACCAGCAGCACUCACACCAGCAUCAGCAGCAGCAUGGCCUCAAUGUGCAUUCCACUACUACUAGUACCGGUAGCAAUAAUAGUAUUAGCGCGAGUAAUUUAAUACCGUUAGAUAUGAACGAUUACGAUUACGACGAUCAUGAAAACAAUGAUCACGAGGAGCUCGACUCGGACGAGGAGUACAUGUACACGAUGUCGCAACCAAAUCCCAACAUCGAUACCAACCGUAUCGACGAGAUCCCUGCGAAGGAACCCAAAUUCAACGCAGUGCCAUUGAAAUCAGCUUUAAAGAAGAAGAGUUCCAACCCGGGGACGCCAACCCAAGACAACCGGGCGCUAACGGUGCGCUACGACAACAAUCCGACCGCGACGAUCAAGCCAGUUUUACGACCACGGAUUAGAAUAUGCGCGCGGCCCAUGCGUUUCCAGAUUGGCCUACCGAGUACGAUCGAGAACAAGGAGAACACCCGGCCGUACGUGAUCCGCGAGAGCGACAACGAUGACCAUAACGAUGGCCCGAUCUGCUACCGGGAGGACGACACGGACCGAGCGGCCAAGAUUGCCCGCAAGGAGAGCCUCUCGAUCAAGCUGGCUCUGCGACCGGACCGACAGGAGCUGAUCAAUCGGAACAUACUGCAGCUGCAGUCGGACAACGAAAAGCAGGAAUCGAAGGAAGCCAUCGGGGCCCGGUUGAUCCGGCGACUGUCGAUGCGGCCUACCGCGGAGGAGCUGGUCGAGAGGAACAUCCUGAAGACGCAAACUCCGGCGGAAGAGAAAAAGCAAAAGGAGGAGAAGAAACGCUACCUGCUGCGAAAGCUGAGCUUCCGACCCACCGUGGACGAGUUGAAGGAGAAGAAGAUCAUCCGCUUCAACGAUUACAUCGAGGUGACGCAGGCGCACGACUACGAUCGACGGGCGGACAAACCGUGGACGCGACUCACCCCCAAGGACAAGGCUGCCAUCCGGAAGGAGCUGAACGAGUUCAAAAGUUCCGAGAUGGCCGUGCACGAAGGCAGUCGACAUCUUACCAGGUUUCAUAGGCCAUGACAGCUGCAAUGCAGGAUCAAGCAGAGACAUUUUGCCGUUCAUUAUUUUACCUUUCUCAUUAAGAAUUACUACAACAAACAUUUGAUUGUGUACAUAUAAAUCCAAUACACACAUACAUCAGGAACAAUUUGUAACCAGUUCAGCAGUAGCAGAAGCAAUUCAUAACGCAUCAGGAUUAUCAUCAUCUUCAUCAGCAUAAUCUAUCACUACCAUAGAACAAUUGGUAAAAUCGGCGGUGAAGGCAAAAAGGGCGAAACGAACCAGUUUCCAUCAUUUCCUGCAUUCCCUGGAGAAGACGAGUGCUGGCAAUGGAGAAGCGUUCAAUUCCACAGAGGAGACGCUGUUGAAAUGUCUAUUAUUAGCAUCCCCCUUCCCCAUUCACAUAAUUCCAUUGACCAAUCGAAAAUGAUCAACGGUUUUUGAAAACAACAAAUUUUGACUAAAUUGAACAAAUCGCAUCAUGUAACUACAAAAAAAAAACAAAACUGAGCAUCUCAACAGCAAGUUAUACAAGUUCGUUUGUAGUGUCAAACCCCUAAUCAGAGCAGAAAAACAGCAACUGAAAUAUUAAUUACAGUAAUCGAAAAGAAAAUGCGUAUGCAAACGCAAAGAAAACCACAAAAAACAGCCCAUGUUUCAAUAACGAGAAAAUUAAAGGAAACUUUAAAAAAAAUAAUUAUGGAAAAUAAUACUACUGUGAUAAUGUUGACGUUAUUAGAAUGUUACCGAGACGAAAACAAAAGUGAAUUAGGAGGCGAAGAAAAAAAAAUCAUAAGGAAACAUGAAGAUU